Triticum aestivum (bread wheat) is the source of this 1595-nucleotide messenger RNA. Its product is annotated as ELMO domain-containing protein A. The transcript has 8 exons. The record is from RefSeq and is a predicted model, not a curated record. NCBI's taxonomy places the organism in Eukaryota, Viridiplantae, Streptophyta, Magnoliopsida, Poales, Poaceae. The coding region runs from base 301 to 1194 and encodes 297 amino acids.
CACCACCAGCAGUUCACCAGCGCAGCAGCAGCGGAGCGCCCCCAACCAGAAAGAGAAAGAGGCAGGCAGCACAGCCGAGCCAACCAACUAACCAACGGACGGAAGAGACCGCCGCGAAGCCUCGCCAAUCCGGCCCCCUUCCCUCCUUUUCCUCUCCCGCCUACUUGGGAUCCGCUCGCGCGAUCCCGCCGCCGAGACUCGAGCUCCGGCCGGCGCAUGGACCCCCGCCGUCGCGCGGAUCGCGCCGAGUAGCGGGAGGUAGAGGUGGCAGAGACGCCGGCGCCAAGGGGCGAGGCGGGCAUGGACACCAACGCCGGCUCCUUCGUCGCCGUCCGGCGGCUCGCCGGCUCCGACCGCGCGGCCGGCGCCGUCGCGUUCCAUCACUCGUCCUCAGGUUGGCCCUUCUCCGACUUCUCUGUCUCCUCUUCGCCAAUGGAUGCUUACCUUACGCUUCGAGUGUUCGCGUGCGCUGCUGCAGCGGAGGUCGUGACCGGCUCGACGGCAUGGAUAGGGAGGGGGCUCUCCUGCGUCUGUGUGCAGAGUAGGGACAGCGACGCCCGCCUUUCCUUCGAUUUGACUCCCGUUCAGGAAGAGUGCCUACUGAGGUUACAGAACCGGAUAGAAAUUCAGUAUGAUAGUUCAAACAUAGAGCAUCAGGAAGAACUGAAGGCCCUUUGGUGCGCCUCCUUUCCUGGAACUGAGCUUAGGGGCCUAAUAUCGGAACAAUGGAAAGAGAUGGGCUGGCAAGGGAAAGAUCCAUCCACGGAUUUUAGAGGUGGAGGCUUCAUCUCCUUGGAGAAUUUAUUGUUCUUCGCCAGGAACUAUCCGAAAUCUUUUCAGGAACUUCUUCGUAAGCAGAAUGGUGACCGUGCAAUUUGGGAGUAUCCAUUUGCGGUAGCUGGUGUAAAUAUAACAUUCAUGCUCAUUCAGAUGCUUGAUCUACAAGCAGUCAAACCAAGGUCAUUGUUGGGAGCUGUUUUCCUAAAGCUACUUUCAGAAAAUGAUCGAGCCUUUGAUAUCCUGUACUGCAUAACCUUCAAGCUGAUGGAUCAGCAAUGGCUUGACAUGCAUGCUACUUACAUGGACUUCAAUACAGUCAUGAAAUCCACACGACGGCAGCUAGAAAGGGAGCUGUUGAUUGAAGAUAUUCAGCGGGUUGAGGAUAUGCCAUCGUACAAGCUUCUAGCCCGCUAGCUAGUAACUGAAACCUUAACAUGGCUUACAUGUCGCCGCGAGGCUUGAAUCGCUGAACGAUGCAGCCAGUGUCCUUAUACAGCGAGAGAAUUCCAAGAUGUAGAUGCCCCUGUAUCUUGUUGCGUUUUAGGUACUCUGAUAACCCGGGCUCUCAUGUAUUUACAUAGUAGGGUUUUCUUGGCCAGCAUGUCACGUAGGGUGACUCCAGUAUCCGACCAACUACCAGGAGGGCAGAGUAUUUGUAGGGUGUGUGUGUGUGUGCUGUUAAAGUUUGGUUAUUGCCCAUAAUACCACGGAAUGUAGUCCUUGUCUCUGUCCUUGUAACCAGGAGCCUCUUGUGAAAGCUAAUCUGAGUGCGCAGCAACUACCAUAGCUGUUGUUGCUAGUCUCCAGCUGAUACA